Drosophila teissieri is the source of this 240-nucleotide messenger RNA. RefSeq lists its product as uncharacterized. The record is from RefSeq and is a predicted model, not a curated record. Bases 25 to 240 code for a protein of 71 amino acids. NCBI's taxonomy places the organism in Eukaryota, Metazoa, Arthropoda, Insecta, Diptera, Drosophilidae. The transcript is spliced from 2 exons.
AACAGUCUUUAACACGUCGUCAUCAUGAAAUACUUCAACCUGCUGUUUAGCCUCUGGCUGGUCUUCAUGCUGUGCUCCUCGUGGGUCUCGGCUUUCUCCAGUCUUGCCACCCCGGAGCCAACUCCGCCAACUGGUUCUCCCGUCGACGGUACGACUGGCACUGGAUUCCCCGGACCUCCAUCGGCUGAGACCACAAAUGCUACGCCCGAAAUUUCGACUAUUUACCCAAUUUACGAAUAG